Molecule: messenger RNA, 1413 nt
Organism: Diaporthe batatas
Lineage: Eukaryota; Fungi; Ascomycota; Sordariomycetes; Diaporthales; Diaporthaceae
Exons: 4
Coding region: 1-1413 (470 amino acids)
Biological process (GO): transmembrane transport
Molecular function (GO): transmembrane transporter activity
Source: RefSeq, a predicted model, not a curated record
AUGGUGACAGUGGUCAACUCGACGAUGGGCAGCGCCCUACCGAGCAACGCCAUUCCAUAUUUCACGAGGGAGUGGGGGGUCACCUCACAAAUGCAAAGCACAUUACCUAUUGCCAUCUUCCUUGUCGGCCCAAUAGUGUGGGCACCAUUGUCCGAGCAGUUCGGUCGGCGGUACCUUAUCGUCGGGACCUUUGUCAUGUUCUGCCUGUGGACACUGGCUUGCGCACUUGCGCCAAACUGGCCAGCCUUCCUCGUCUUCAGGCUGCUGGUCGGCAUCUUCGCCAGUGCCCCUAUUGCGCUCGUAGCAGGCAUCAUGGCAGACGUCUACGGCGACUAUCGCACGCGGGGACGAGCAAUGUCGUCCUUCUUUGCAGCCACCGUCUUCGGCCCGCUCUUCGCACCAAUCAUAUCCGGCUUCUGCUCUCCCAGAAUCGGUUGGCGAUGGACCUUUUGGAUCGGCCUCAUCUACGCAGGGCUGUCCCUGAUCCCGCUGAUACUAUUCCCAGAGACGUACGGGCCCAUCCUCCUGGUCCGGCGGGCCCGCAAGAUCCGCAAGCAGGACCCAAAGGCCAACGUCGUCGCGCCGCACGAGCUCGAGGCCGCGGACCUGCGCCAGCUCGCCGUGCGCGUCCUCACCCGCCCCGUACGAAUGCUAUUCUUCGAGCUGAUAGUCUCGGCGACGUGCUUCUACCUCGCGCUGUGCUACGGCAUCUUCUACAUGACCUUCCAGGCGUACCCGAUCAUCUUCCAGGGCGUCUACGGGCUGAGCCCCGGCGCCGAGGGGCUCUGCUUCCUCCCCAUCGGGGCCGGCGCCAUCUGCGCGCUGCCCGUGUUCUUCGGGUGGGACGCGUUUCUCGAGAAGGCGCAGCGCGAGGGGAGGCCGUGGACCAGGAAGGAGGAGUACCGCCGGGUCCCGCUCGCCUGUAUCGGCGGGCCGCUGUUUGUCAUCAGCCUGUUCUGGCUUGGGUGGGCGAGCAGGCAGGACGUCCCGUUCUGGGUGCCCAUGUUGGCUGGUAUACCGUUCGGCAUGGGUUUCCAGCUGAUAUUCAUGGCAUUGCUCAACUACAUCACCGACGCCUACGAGAUCUUCGCCGCGUCCGCCAACGCGGCAGCCUCGUGCACCCGAUCCGUCCUCGGCACCGUCCUCCCGUUCGCCUGCACGCCCAUGUUCCGGCGCCUCGGCAUCUCGGGGGCGUGCUCCCUGCUCGGCGGGCUCAGCUGUCUGGUGUGCAUCAUCCCCUUCAUCUUCAUAUGGAAGGGCGAGAGGAUCCGUGCCGGGUCGAGGUUCUGCAUCGCGCUGCGGGAUAGGAAGCUGGAGAUGGAGCGACGGGUUGAGGAGCAGAGGGACAUGGGGGAGAGGGCUUGUGAUGGUGGAGGCGGCGUCGUUGGACAGCGGAGCAAGGAGGAAGUAUGA